Molecule: messenger RNA, 462 nt
Organism: Miscanthus lutarioriparius
Lineage: Eukaryota; Viridiplantae; Streptophyta; Magnoliopsida; Poales; Poaceae
Source: the annotation of a GenBank genome assembly
AUGGGAAGCCUCGGCAGCCUCGGGGAGCCGCAGGGCGGGAGGCGGCGGCCGCGGUUCCUUUGUCCUAUCUCCCACGAUAGCGGCGGCGCGGACCAGAUCCGGCCCACACCAACCGCGGCAGCGCCCUCACCAACCUCUCUCCAUCCUCACCGGUGGCGGCACCUACCUCUGAGCCCCCAGCAGCAACGCCCUUUCAACCGAAGCGACGAGGGACACGAGGAGUCUGGAUCUGCUGAAUGGCAGCGAGAAAUUGAUGCAUUGUAUGGAUAUUACAAGGAGGUUUCUGGUCAUCAGCUGAAUCCAAAGGAGCUUUCAUGCAACACAAAUGACUCGAUUAUAGCAUGCUUGCUGGAGGGCAGUCUUUCUUGUGCCAAGUUAACAGAUGAAAUCUACAAGAGGAUGAAGUUGCAAGAUGGUGUCACUGAGUCUUUCUGCUAUGGAUAUCGAUGGUCUGGAGGAUGA